Messenger RNA from Linum tenue, 1568 nucleotides. The record is from the annotation of a GenBank genome assembly. Lineage: Eukaryota; Viridiplantae; Streptophyta; Magnoliopsida; Malpighiales; Linaceae.
AAACCGCAGCUUUACAGCACAAAGAAGUGAAGGCCUCCCAUUCCAUUCCCAAUCAACGCCAAACUAUCCGCCAACUAGAUAGAUCUCCGCCACCACCGCCCCCAUGUCCUCCGCCGCCGUCGCCGACAACCAGUUCGCCACGCCGACGCUGGACGCCGAGUCAUCCAGCAUCCUCCAGUCCGUCUCCUCCCACGGCGGGUACGCCUACGUCAGGAUGGCCACGCUGGCCGCCGCCGGCGACUCCCGGGCGGCGGAGGCCGCCCACGAGAUGGCGUGGGAGCAGCUCCACUCGGGGCCCUGGCACUCCGUGCUCCCCGUCUGGCCGGACGCCUACUCCAUGUCCUGCCUCCACGUGGCCAGGUUCCACUGCCGGGACGGCGAGUACAAGGAGGCGCUUAGGGUUUUGGACAUGGGGCUGAUCAUGGGCGGAAUGCUUCUCCGGGGCGACUUGGAUUCGGCCAUCCAGAUCAUCUCGGCGAAAUCUAGAGGUGGGGGCGGGGAAAGGGAGGGAGGGAAGUGGAGAUUGGUUGAGGAUGGGGAGUUUAAUAAGGCGGAGGUGCUUCGUGUUUUGCCUGUGAAAUCGUUGACUUGCAAGCUUGUGGCGAAGAGAUCGGGUCUAUCGCUGGAAGGGUUUCUCCGGGAUCAUUUCUUAGCUGGUUCGCCGGUUAUCAUCAGCGAUGGUAUGGCUCACUGGCCGGCCAGUAGAAAGUGGAACGAUGUUGAUUAUCUGAGAAGGGUGGCCGGCGAUAGGACGGUUCCAGUUGAGGUUGGGAACAACUAUUUAUGCCAGGAGUGGAAGCAAGAGCUAAUAACCUUUUCCCAGUUUCUCGAGCGUAUUAGCGCUUCCUCUGGUGUCCCCACUUAUCUUGCUCAGCACCCAUUAUUCGACCAGAUAACUCAACUGCGGAAUGAUAUAUGCAUCCCUGACUACUGCUGCGCUGGCGGCGGAGAGCUUAGGUCUCUUAAUGCUUGGUUUGGCCCUGCUGGCACGGUUACACCUUUGCACCAUGAUCCUCACCAUAACAUACUUGCACAGGUUGUUGGCAAGAAGUACAUCAGGCUUUACUCUGCUUCACUGUCGGAGGAACUCUAUCCGCAUAAUGAAACCAUGCUCUUCAACUCCAGCCAGGUUGAUCUCGACAACAUAGACGAGAAGCAAUUCCCAAAGCUGCACGACCUGGAAUUCCUGGACUGCAUUCUGGAGGAAGGUGAAAUGCUCUACAUACCACCAAAAUGGUGGCACUAUGUCCGGUCUCUAACGACUAGUCUUUCGGUUAGCUUUUGGUGGAAUAACGACCCUGGAAGCUCAUCCAUGUCUUCCUAGCAGCAGCCAUUCUUCGCAUCUGGCUUUAAUCCGGUAGGGGGUGGAUUGAUUAAUCAAGUAGUUGCUAAUUUCCAGCACCAACAAGCACUUUCUUGCUUUGCUUGGUGGGAGAAGGAAAAGGAGGAGAUUUUGAUUCAUUAUGACAAACUAUUUCCUCGUGUAUAGGGCUAUAGAUACAUUAAUGCUGAGUAAUUAGUUGUGGUUUUUUAGGGUUUAGAACAAGUAUUGGUGUUACAAUUAUGAG